This is a messenger RNA of Nematocida ausubeli, 1842 nucleotides long. RefSeq lists its product as uncharacterized. Gene Ontology annotation, cellular component: nucleus. The record is from RefSeq and is a predicted model, not a curated record. Bases 1 to 1842 code for a protein of 613 amino acids. Lineage: Eukaryota; Fungi; Microsporidia. Gene Ontology annotation, biological process: nuclear-transcribed mRNA catabolic process. Gene Ontology annotation, molecular function: RNA binding; 5'-3' RNA exonuclease activity. The transcript has a single exon.
AUGGGAGUGCCUUCACUGUUCAGAUGGAUAGCAAAGAGGUAUCCAAAAUCAAUUAAUAAAGUAGCGAACCAAGGCGUAGAUAACUUGUACUUGGACUUAAAUGGGAUAAUCCAUCCAUGCUGUCACCCCAGGGGUAAGGAUGCCCCAGGAAGUGAGAAGGAAAUGUUCCAGGAAAUAUUCAGAAUGGUAGACCAUUUGGUGGCUAUUGUAAGGCCUAAACAACUGAUGUACAUAGCUGUAGAUGGGGUAGCGCCCAGGGCAAAGAUGAACCAGCAAAGGGAAAGACGGUUUAGACCUAAAGAUCCAACAGAUGGUCAUGUGGAGGGUGGUUUUGACCCGAAUACAAUUACGCCUGGUACUCCAUUUAUGUACAGAUUGCACACUGCAAUUACCAGAUACAUUGAACAAAGGCAAUCUGCUGGGGUUAAUGGAUGGAAGCAAUUGGCUGUCAUAUACAGUGGAUGUGAUGUCCCUGGGGAAGGAGAACAUAAAAUAUACGACUUUGUAAGGAGUAUUAAGGGAUCUGGGGUUAGACAUGUUAUAUGCGGACUCGAUGCAGACCUGAUAUUCUUGAGUCUGGCUACGCAUGAGCAGUCAUUCCGGGUACUACGUGAAGAUGUUUUUUUCUUGGAGAGGGAAGAAAGAUCUAGCUGUCAAUUAUGUAAGAAGGAUGGGCACAGUACGGGAAAUUGUAAUCCUAAUGCAUUCCCGCCUUAUAUCUACUUGGAUAUUGAUAUAAUCAGGAGAUAUUUAUAUACGGAUUUCUCAACUGCAAUUAAUGCUAGGUUUGACUUUGAGAGGAUCCUGGAUGACUGGAUAUUUGUGUGCUUCUUUGUUGGGAAUGAUUUCUUGCCUUCAAUUCCCUCCAUGGACAUAAAAGUGGCUGCAAUUGAGACAAUCACAGGAUCUUACCUGACAAACCUUAUAACUAGACGGGCUUAUUUAACACAAGACAGGAAGAUUAACAUGGAAGAACUAGCAGUUCUCAUGAAAACACUAGGGGAACAAGAAGAUGCCCUUCUUAGAUCAAAACUCUCUUGCUACGUUAAGGCAGCAAAGAGAAGAGGUGAAACCCCAAGAGAUGAAGACCUAAGGAUUAAACUGUUUGAAGAGAAGGGAAGAAAUGAAUAUUACCAGAUGAAAAUGCAUGCUAGCACACCUGAAGAAAUAACAAAUUCAUGCAUAGAAUAUAUAAAGGGUCUUUCAUGGAUAUUAGAAUACUACUACAACGGAUGUCCUUCUUGGGAGUGGUACUAUCCCAUGCACUUUGCACCCUUAGCCAGAGAUAUAGCAGAAACCCUUCUGAGUCACCCGAAUAUUUCAUUCGAAUUUGAAGUAGGGAAGGCAAGGAAGCCAUUAGAACAAGUUAUGGCUGUCCUGCCUCAAUCUUCAUCCAGUUCCAUUCCAGAAGGAUUAUAUCCUAUCUUUAAAGAUAUGCCUGAGAAUUAUCCAGAGACAAUUAAGAUAGAUAUGUUUGGGAAGACACAAGCAUGGCAGGGUGUACCCCUUAUACCCUUCUUGGACUGUGAUAAAAUGGUUACUUUAGUCAGGGAAUACAGUGCAGAUUUACCUUUGGAGGAUAUUUACAGAAAUGUUGAAGGACAAGAUCUUCUAUUCUUGCCAACAGAAAAUAAGAAUUAUACCCUUGGGGAGAGCGUAUACACGAACUUCUCCAAGUCUGCAGGCAUAAAAAUCAUGGGGAAAUUUUAUGCUGGCCGGGCAACCAUUCACUCUGCUGCUAGUAUGCCUGGGGAGACUAGGUACCUCAUGGAAGAAGGAAAGAAUUAUACGGUUAGAUCAAUUUCCGUUGUAUUUGUGCCUGUAAAGAAGCAGAUAUACUGA